AUGGCUCUGAAAGAGCAGAAGAGCGCGCUGAGGAAACGUAUUGCGGAAAAGCUAAAGGAACUUGACUUGGAGGAAAUCGAAAGACAGUCGGCAAUCGUGACCAAGAAGGUGCUGCAAAAGAGAGUCUAUCAAGAAGCAAAGUCCAUUGCCAUCUUCUUAUCAAUGCCUGGCAGGGAAGUCUCGACGCGUGAGAUUGUGCUUCAUGCGCUGGGCGAAGGCAAGUCGGUCUUUGUGCCCUAUCUUCAUUCAGGCCAAGAACCGAAAUCAAAGAUUAUGGACAUGUUGCAAUUGCAGGACACGGACGAUUUUCAUUCUUUGAAGCCGGACGCUUGGGGAAUUCCCUCCCUUUCGGAAGAGUCAGUCCGCAGAAGGAGGAAUGCUCUUGGUGGAAUCGGUCUCUUCAAUGAUUCGGUUGACAACCAGCAAGCAUCUCCGAGUUUGAACCUCAUAUUCAUGCCAGCAGUAGCUUUUGAUCAAGCUCGCCGCCGACUCGGCCAUGGCAAAGGCUUCUAUGACCGCUACCUCUCCAGAUAUAAGUUCGCUCUUGACACCGGAUCGACCAUACGUCCAAUGCCGGCGCUUGUGGGCAUUGCUUUGCGCCAGCAGGUUUUGGCACCCGAAGAAUCUCUUCCUGCCGAUGAGAAUGAUUGGCCGGUUGACCAAUUUGUGGUGGCCGAUGCUGAAUGA
Cladophialophora yegresii CBS 114405 is the source of this 687-nucleotide messenger RNA. RefSeq lists its product as uncharacterized. Lineage: Eukaryota; Fungi; Ascomycota; Eurotiomycetes; Chaetothyriales; Herpotrichiellaceae. The record is from RefSeq and is a predicted model, not a curated record. The transcript has 3 exons. Gene Ontology annotation, cellular component: mitochondrion. The coding region runs from base 1 to 687 and encodes 228 amino acids. Gene Ontology annotation, molecular function: 5-formyltetrahydrofolate cyclo-ligase activity. Gene Ontology annotation, biological process: tetrahydrofolate interconversion; folic acid-containing compound biosynthetic process.